Messenger RNA from Trematomus bernacchii (emerald rockcod), 1703 nucleotides. RefSeq names its product tripartite motif-containing protein 16-like. The record is from RefSeq and is a predicted model, not a curated record. Gene Ontology annotation, molecular function: protein binding; zinc ion binding. Bases 98 to 1597 code for a protein of 499 amino acids. The transcript has a single exon. Lineage: Eukaryota; Metazoa; Chordata; Actinopteri; Perciformes; Nototheniidae.
CAGACGUAGCAGGGAUUUGUUGUCCUUCGGAGCUUAAAGACUAUCUGUUCAGAGAUAGAAAAAGUAGUUGACAGUCGCUAACUCACUGAGAGAGGAAAUGGCGCAACAAGAAAUAAUCAGCUGUUCGAUCUGUCUGGAUCUACUGAAAGAACCGGUGACUAUUCCCUGUGGACACAACUACUGCAUGAACUGUAUUCAACGCCACUGGGAUGAGAAUCUAACCUACAGCUGCCCUGUGUGUAGACAGACCUUUGCACCAAGGCCUGUCCUGGUGAAAAACACUAUGCUAGCAGACUUAGUGGAGGAGCUGAAGGAGACUGGUUCUGCUGAUCACUGCUAUGCUGGAGCUGAAGAUGUGGGAUGUGAUUUCUGCACUGGGAGAAAACUGAAAGCUUUGAAGUCCUGUCUGCAGUGUGUGGCCUCUUACUGUGAGAAACACCUCCAGCCUCAUUAUGAAUCUCCUGCCUUUAAGAAACACAAGCUGGUGGAGCCCUCCAAGAAGCUCCAGGAGAACAUCUGCUCUCGUCACCACGAGGUGAUGAAGAUGUUCUGCCGUACUGAUCAGAAGUGUAUCUGUUAUCUCUGCACUCAGGGUGAACAUAAAGGUCACGACACGGUGUCAGCUGCAGCAGAAAGGACAGAGAGGCAGAGACAGAUGAAGGGGAGUCAACAAAACAUCCAGCAGGGAAUCCAGGACAGAGAGAAGGAGGUGAAACUGCUUCGGCAGGAAGCAAAGGCCAUCAAUGGCUCUGCUGAUAAAGCAGUGGAUGAGAGUAAGAAGAUGUUCACUGAGCUGAAGCAGCAGGUCAGAUCCCAGCAGAAGAGUGAAGUGAGUCGAGUCAAAGAGCUUCAGGAGAAGCUGGAGCAGGAGAUCUCUGAGCUGAAGAGGAGAGACGCUGAGCUGAAGAAGCUCUCUCACACAGAGGAUAACAACCAGUUUCUGCUCAACUACCCCUCUCUGUUACCUCUCAGUGUUUCCAAACACUCAUCCAGCAUCAACAUCCAUCCUCUGCGCUACUUUGAGGACGUGACAGAUGCUGUGUCAGAAAUCAGAGAUAGACAACAGGACGUCCUGAGGAAGACGUUGAACGACACCUCACUGAUGGUGAGUGAAGUGGAAGUUGUACUGCCACCACCAGAGCCAAAGACCAGGGCUGAAUUCCUAACAUUUUCCUGUGAACUCGAAUUUGAUCAAAUCACAAACAUACAGGAAUACACAGACGAAUUCACUUUUUAUAGACAGGCCCUGAGUACAGAGAGUCUGACUGGUCCUUGUUACUGGGAAGCGGAGUGGGACGGGAGGGGAAUUUGUAUAGGAGUUACAUACAAGAACAGCAGCAGAGCAGGGGGUUGGGAGGAAUGUUUGUUUGGAUUCAAUGAUAGUUCAUGGGGGUUAUAUUGUUUAAAUGACAGUUAUACCUUUUGGUACAACAACAUCAAAACUCCCGUCGCAGUUCCUCAGUCCAACAAAGUAGGACUGUAUCUGGAUCACAGCGCAGGCGUUCUGUCCUUCUACAGCGUCACUGAAACCAUGACUCUCCUCCACAGAGUCCAGACCGCAUUCACUCAGCCUCUCUAUGCUGGAGCUAUGUUUUAAUUACAGUUCUAUUGGAGACACUGCUGAUUUCUGCAAACUCAAAUAAUCAUUUAAAAGGGCCAUAUGUUGUUCAUUUUCAGGUUCAUAUUAGUAUUUGUUUCCUUUA